Molecule: messenger RNA, 672 nt
Organism: Rhagoletis pomonella (apple maggot)
Lineage: Eukaryota; Metazoa; Arthropoda; Insecta; Diptera; Tephritidae
Product: rab3 GTPase-activating protein catalytic subunit-like
Exons: 2
Coding region: 223-624 (133 amino acids)
Source: RefSeq, a predicted model, not a curated record
AAAUCCACGAUACAAAAUUAAGUAUGUGUCUCGGAAUAGGAAUGCACUUAACGCAACGUACUAAUUUUGAUGUAGUGUCUUAAACAGUCACCGAUUGAAUGUCGAUACCUAUCUGGUUUGCUGUCGUUAUUCAAAGAGAAACUUCCAGCGAAUUGUGUGUAUCCGAUCACUGUAUCCGUGCGAAACACUUACGCUCUAAAACCAGUACGUAAACGAAUUUCAAUGAGCUUACCAUUAUAUGAAUCUUCCUGUGAAAAUAAUGAAUUUUUAAAUAUCAAGAAAUUUAUUGCACUUCCAUGCGGAUAUUUCCCCGAUGCGUGUACUCAAGUAUACCUUGGUUACGAUUGGUUGGAGGUUCCUGAAAGCGGUGCUAUAGAUUCACCGCUGCAUUCUGACUUUGUUCCGUCGAAGUCGCACAACUGUAUACAUUCUGAUAAAGGUACCUUAGAAACCUACAUAGGACAGAGUUUAACGGAAUAUCCAAGCGGUUCAGAAAAGUCACUGCCACACAUAACAGAUCCACAUCUUCGACGUUUUCGUUUAAGCCAUCUGCCUGAAGAUUCAAAUUUUCUAAAGGGUUCUAAUAAUAUAGCUGGCCCGCUUAAUGAAAAUGAAUUAAGAUGAAUGAUGUUGCUAAAUAUAGCUUUUCGAAUGAUCCAAAGGAGAUGAAAG